Poeciliopsis prolifica (blackstripe livebearer) is the source of this 2731-nucleotide messenger RNA. RefSeq names its product C-X-C chemokine receptor type 3-like. The transcript has 3 exons. Gene Ontology annotation, biological process: G protein-coupled receptor signaling pathway; immune response; chemotaxis. The record is from RefSeq and is a predicted model, not a curated record. Gene Ontology annotation, cellular component: membrane. Lineage: Eukaryota; Metazoa; Chordata; Actinopteri; Cyprinodontiformes; Poeciliidae. The coding region runs from base 58 to 1185 and encodes 375 amino acids. Gene Ontology annotation, molecular function: C-X-C chemokine receptor activity.
AGCCAUUUCUGCCCAGCUUGUGUGACCUACAGCAUCCAACAACAUACGAGGUGAAUUAUGGAAGCUGCUGUGACAUCAUCAGAUGAACAUCCAUGGUGGAGUGAUCUUGUAGAUUAUUUACCUGAUUAUUAUGGCAACGAUUCGUUUUAUGAAGAUAACCGUUAUGAGGAUGGUGAUGUUUGUGACCUGACCAAGAGUAUGAAUUUUGAAGCAGUUUUCAUCCCAGUCCUGUACUCAGUGAUGUUUGUUGUUGGAAUCCUGGGAAAUGGAUUGUUGAUAGCCGUGCUAAUGAAGAACAGGAAGACCUGGAGCGUGACAGACACCUUCGUCCUUCACCUGGCUUUGGCGGAUGUCCUGCUGCUGCUGCUGCUGCCACUCUGGGCUGUACAGUCUGCAAGUCUGGCUGGAUGGCCCUUUGGCACCCCGCUCUGCAAGAUCACUGGAGCUGUUUUCACAGUCAGCUUGUAUUGUGGGAUUUUCCUCCUUGCCUGCAUCAGCGUGGACCGCUACCUUUUUAUUGUCCAUUCUACCAAGAUGUACACUCGCAGGAAGCCCUGGGUGGUUCAAGCCAGCUGCUUGGUGGUGUGGUUAGUCUCCCUUAUCCUAUCCAUCCCUGACUGGUACUUUUUAGAAAGCGUGGAAGAUGUCAGACGAAGCAGAACAGAGUGUGUUCAUAACUACCUUAAGAUUAGUCCAGAAUAUUUUCAUAUCUGGAGAAUGACAACCCGGUGGCUGUACCACACUAUGGGCUUCCUACUUCCUUCAUUUGUUUUGACCUUUUGCUACUCCUGCAUCCUGUUGCAACUGGGGUGUGGUACCAAAGGCCUUCGACAGCAGAGAGCUUUCAAAGUCAUAAUAGCCGUGGUGGCUGUUUUCUUUCUCUGCUGGACUCCACUUAAUAUCACACUCAUUGUGGACACAAUUCACCAAAACAACGAUAAUGGAACAGCAUGUGGAACAAGAACAUCUCUGCAGAUUGCUCGGCUAGUGACUGAAAGUUUGGGAUACCUUCACUGCAGCCUCAAUCCUAUCCUGUAUGCCUUCGUAGGUCUGAGGUUUCAACAUCAGCUGCUGAAUAUCCUGAGGUCUAUGGGCUGCAAACUGAAGACAAGUUUAAAAUUUGAAUCUUCCUUUCGGUCUGAGUCAGCUGACGCCUCCAACUCCAUUGAAAUAAUUCAAAAAUAAUUUUACAUUGAGGAGCUUCAAUAUAUUCAUCAGAGGCAUAAAUAUAAUAAGUUUGACCAUUUUUGUCUGAAGGAAUAGCCAAAUAUCCUGGCAUAAAUAUUGUAAAAGGUUGUGGAGAGAUAAAAUCAUUUCUUUUAAUGUUCAUCUAAAUACUGCUAGGGGUGAAUACACCCAGACACACACCCAUACGCAUAUAUAUUUUAAAAAGCUAUAUGAUCCUGGUCUGUUGCAGUAAGGAUGUGUCUAAAAGUUGCAGGACAGAAGCUCUUGAGGACUCGGCUUGAGCAGCCCUGCCUUACAGCUUCUAGACAAGAACUAUGCUGUGAAACUGAAAAAGCAUUUUUGCUCAGUCAUAUCAAACCUCCUGUUUGCCUUUCAUUAUGUAGAAAAAUUAAUUGGUUGCAAAUGCAGUACAUGUUUUUUAUUUACUCCAAUGUUUUCUUAUACAGUUUACAUAUUUAUACUUUGUCUUUAUUUUGCAAAGGCUUAAAAACUAAAGUGAAAAUUCUUGUUUGUUAAUUCAAUCUAGGUGAGUAGAACUGAUUCUGAUUUUCUAUUUCUAAAAUGUUACAAACAAGACACAUCUGCUCCAAAAAUGGUUUCGCAAAAGAAACUGAAUCUCUCUUUCUCUCUCUCUCUCUACUGAUACAGGCUGCACAAAUUAAAACAAGGAAUUUCACUUUGAGGUUUAAGAAGUAUGCAGUUUCCCAUGAUUCAUAUGAUGCAAGACAGAUAGAAACCUAAUGACAAAUUGUCUCAGGCAGAAAUCAAAUCACACUCAACAAGAUACUUUUUAUCACAGUUUCUGUUUGUGGUGACAAAAUUUCUUCUGACAUAUUUUGUAAGCAGAUAAAAUAAAUUUUUUUUAAAUCAUUUUUGUUUUAUUGAAAAAGUCCUCCAAAGACAAAAUUAUUUCUAUUUUUAAACAAAGUGCUUUUGUGAAUCAUUUAGCAAUUACAAUAUGCAACGUUACUUUUAUUAUGUUUCAUUUUGUACAGUCUGAAGUAAAUGCAGAUAUAGACAAACCUGUUUUUCUGAACUAUGACUGCAGAAAGAUAAAUAUUUUCAAGGAGAGAAACGUUGGCUCAGUUGCAGGGUGAAGAUGAUGAAAUGCUUUUUUAAAAAUCAGUUUCAGACAUGUGCAGCUGUUUGGAUCAUUCUUAAUUCAUUCCACAUUUUUUAUCUGGAGUUCAAGUUCGCCAGCAGCCACACUGCAAGAGAGAGAGCACAGCCAGCAUUAGUUCUUAAGAAAAACAUUGUUUGAAUCUGUUUUAUUAUGUAUGUCUACAUAUGCAUGUAGAAUCACCCACAAACAUUUUAUCUGUUUAUUUUAGAGGUAUUUAGUAAUAAAAGUAUGUGUGAGAAAAUUUAUAUAAAUUUGUCAGUAUAUUGAAAUAAUAUACUCAUUUAAAAGAACAUUCAUGUUUCAUAUAACCUUUUAUAUUGUGCAUUUUGUGUUCACUGAAAGUGAAGAUGGUUAACAAUUUGAUAUUAGAGAUGAGGAAGAAUUACACUGCUUUGUUUUCUUUUAUCUCUUUUUUUAAUA